AUGGCGGGCUCCAUGGUGGACCGCGCCACCAGCGACCAUCUCAUCGGCCCGGACUGGGCUAAGAACAUGGAGAUCUGCGAGAUCUGCAACCGCGACCCCGGGCAAUCGAAAGAUGUUGUCAAGGCACUGAAGAAACGGAUUGCCCACAAGAAUCCAAAAGUUCAACUUCUUGCACUAACUCUGUUGGAAACUGUUAUAAAAAACUGUGGGGAUAUACUUCACAUGCAUGUCGCAGAGAGAGAUAUAUUGCAUGAGAUGGUGAAGAUAGUGAAAAAAAAGUCUGAUCCUCGUGUUAAAGAGAAGGUAUUAGUGCUGAUAGAUACAUGGCAAGAAGCAUUUGGGGGACCACGUGCAAGAUAUCCACAAUACUAUGCAGCAUAUCAUGAGUUGGUGCGUGCCGGAGCUGAAUUCCCCAAGAGACUCGAGAAACCUGCACCUUUGUUUAAUGAUCAGUCUCAAUCAGCAAGGAAUAUGCGUAGUCCUGACCAACAGGAUGAAGCAGAAUCUUCUGCUGCCAAUGAUUUUCCUGCUUUGAGCAUGUCAGAGAUUCAGAAUGCUCGUGGUAUCAUGGAUGUACUUGCUGAGAUGCUGAAUGCUUUAGACCCUGGAAACAGAGAGGGACUAAGGCAGGAGGUAAUUGUGGAACUCGUGGAUCAAUGCCGCACUUACAAGCAGAGAGUUGUGCAGCUAGUUAAUUCUACCACGGACGAGGAACUUAUGUCGCAGGGGCUUGCACUGAAUGAUGAUUUGCAGCGUGUUCUAGCAAAACAUGAUGCAAUAGCAGCAGGCAUUGCAGUUCGAGUGGAGAAAAAACCAAAGUCUUUGCAAGCACUUGUGGAGACCGAGGAUUCGGCAAUCCAGGACUCCAAAAAGGAGCAGGGACUCAUAGAUAUUGAGGAACCCACAAGCCAAGAUGCUGCAAAAGAACCAAAUCAAAGUACAAGUGGCCAAUCUCCUUUUGAGCAAUUAGCUCUUCCAGCACCACCAGUGUCAAAUGGCGCAGCAACCUCAGCACCAGAAUCUGAUCUUGGCAUUGAUCUUCUGAGCUGGGAUGAUACCCCUGCCCCUGCUACAGCACAAAAUUCACUUGCUCUUGUUCCUGUCACAGAUCCUCUUGCGGACUCUACUUCAUCAAAUCAAAAUGCGCUAGCAAUUGUCGACACAUUUUCACAAAACAGCACCGCUAACAGCAAUGCUCAACCAGCUGACCCCUUUGGUCUCAAUCCAAGUUCUGCUAUUCCAGGAACACAGCCAUACAACACUCCAACUCAGCAGCCUUUCCAGUCACAACAGCCUCCGCAGCAGGCAGCACUCUAUCCGAAUGGGGGUGCUGUGAACCCUGGAACGUCUUACGAUCAGGCAUCCCAGUUUAACAACGUUAGUUCUGGGUGGAAUGGUCAAGCUGCCAACCCGGCAGUGUCCCCACCAGAGCAAGCACUGAAUUACGAUGAUCAAAGUGGAAACCUUCCUCCACCUCCUUGGGAGGCUCAGCCAGCGGCAAGCAAUGAAGUGCCAAACGGCCAAUUGGGAGGCAUGCAACCUCUCCCAGGGCCAGCUGGCCAGAUCGGCGGCAUCCAGCAGCCACUGCCACCACAAGUUAACCACAUGGGAGUUCCACAAAGCCAGCCAAUGUACAGUAACCAACCAGGAGUCAGGCUGCCUCAACAAGCGAUGCAACCCGGUCAAGUUGCAGCAACACAGAUGCAGCAAGGCUUCGGAAACCAGCAGUUCGGUUCGCUACCACCGACAUCCAUGAUGGGCAUGCAAUUCGGUGGCAUGCAGCCUCCACAAAUGUAUGGCGGAUCGCAGCCAGUCAUGAUGUACCCGCAACAAAUGCCAGUCGUGCAGUACGGAGCAAUGCCACAGCAGCAGCCGAUGUAUGGUGGUCGGUUGGCAGGGUACAUGCAGCAUCCUGCUGUGGCUGCUGCACACUACUAUAACAACCAGGGGACUGCGGGAAUGUAUGGGUACCCUGGUGCGAAUGGGCUGUCUCAGAGCAUGUAUGGCCUCUCGGUGCAGGACAACUCGUCCAUGGGGAUGAGCUCGUCGUACCAGACUACGACGGCGCCACCCUCCGUGGGGCAACCAAUGAAGCCGACGAAGCCCGAAGACAAGCUUUUCGGUGACCUCCUGAGCAUUGCCAAGACGAAGAAAGCUUCAUGA
Messenger RNA from Miscanthus lutarioriparius, 2163 nucleotides. The record is from the annotation of a GenBank genome assembly. Lineage: Eukaryota; Viridiplantae; Streptophyta; Magnoliopsida; Poales; Poaceae.